UGUGUGACAGUUCAUUCGUCGUCGGCUUGCACUGCACUGGGGUAAUCCGAGUCAGGCCUUUGUCAACUUCACUGGUCAAGUAAACAAACCCAGCGGCAAAGUCCACAACAAUGCCACAAAAGAAGAAAUUGAAUCAGAUAAGGAAAGAGUCCACAUACGUUCCACAACACGAUGAGGACAACAGCAUGUGCACGCCGUUACCAGCUACCAGUACCAGCAGUGAGCGUGCUGAGGCGGGCAUGGCGGACGAGAAGGGUGAACGCACUGCCUGCGCCACUGGUGAUGACUCCCACGGACUAACGCAGGAAGAGUACCCGGACGCUGAAUCCAGCGAUGGUGCUGAACCGGAGAUCCAAAUAAAAGCAGCGGAUGCCACACGCAAGCAUCCACUGUCGAGGGCCAAUAUCAUCUCGAAAAUAUUCUUUUGCUGGAUGUUCAAGUUCUUCAGAGUGGGCUACAGAAAACCGCUUGAAGAUGACGACUUGUAUGACGUCCUACCCCAGGACUCCACCAGGGUGUUGGUGGAAGCGCUGGAUAGGGAAUGGCAGCUGGAGCUUGAGAAGAACAAGAGGACGGGUGAGAGGCCGUCACUACGCCGCGCAAUAUGGAGAACAUUUGGCUGGGGCUACAUGGUGCUGGGCGUUCCUGCCUUCUUUGAGGAGUGCGUCUUCAAAGUGGUGCAGCCGUUGAUGAUGAGCCGUUUGGUCCUCUACUUCUCCACGGACCAGGUACCCACCGGCCAGGCCUACCUACUGGCUGCUGGCGUCUGCUUGGCCGCAUCAAUGACCAUGGUGUGUCACCACGUGGCCUUCUUUGGCGUGGCACGCUACGGCAUGCGGAUCCGUGUGGCCUGCUCCGGCCUCAUCUACAGGAAGGCGUUACGGCUCAGCAACCUUGCUCUUGGAGAGACCACUAUCGGCCAGCUAGUGAAUAUCUUGUCCAACGACGUCAACAGAUUUGAUCUGGCGUUCAUCUUCCUGCAUUACCUCUGGAUUGCUCCGAUCCAGCUGAUCCUGGUCACGGCACUCAUCUGGCGGGAGAUCGGCAUCUCAUGUCUGGCAGGCAUGCCCAUCCUGAUUCUCCUGGCCCCACUGCAGGGCUACAUGGCCAAGCUCUUCUCCAGGUUCAGAUCCAAGACGGCCUUACUGUCAGACGCCAGGAUCCGCAUCAUGAACGAGGUGAUAGCGGGGAUGCGCGUCAUCAAAAUCUACGCCUGGGAGCCAUCAUUUGCGAAGCUGGUCUCCGAAGCUCGAAGGAAGGAGAUCCGUAAGAUCAUGCACGCCGCCUACCUUCGCUCCUUCACCCUGGCGUUCUUCUUCGUGGCGCCCCUCCUCAUCACCUUCUGCACCUUCCUGGUCUACUCGGCCCUGGGCAACGCCGUGGUGCCCUCCAAGGUGUACGCCGUCAUCCCGCUCUUCUACGCCGCCCGGCUCUGCUCGGCCCUCUUCGUGCCCUUCGCCAUCAUGAACGGCACCGAGGGCCUCGUGUCAGUGCGGCGGAUCAAAAAUUUUUUGCUGAUGGAAGAGUUGGGUGUUGAUACCACGAUGACUGAUGCCUCCACCCCCAGUGAGGUGCCCGACGGGAUGGCCAUACAACUGAACCAUGUCGAUGUAGCAGCGGACGAUGACUGUGCCUCAUUAGUGCCUGCAGAGGACAGUGACUGCCCGCAACAACAGACGGCCAGUACCGAUCAGUCCGUGGAGUCGCCCACGCCCAGUACGGCCUUCCUGAACCACACUGGGGAAACUCUGGUGCAGGAAAAUAAGACUCGCUUCCUCUUCGACUUAAACGCUGAAACACACACCUCAGGGAUUUUAGUUGACAAGCUGAGAGGUUCCUGGACUAAGGAUAUGAGUAAUGCCGUUCUGGAAGGGAUCAGUUUCCGUGUUGAACCCGGAGAGUUGCUGGCUGUCAUAGGACCAGUGGGAUGCGGCAAGUCUUCCCUGUUGAUGGCCCUGCUGGGAGAGCUUCCGACCGUUGCAGGAGUCAAUGCCGUGAGCGGUCGGGUUGGCUACACAGCUCAGCAACCCUGGAUUCUGACUGGCUCACUCAGGGACAACAUCCUCUUCGGGAGUGAGUACAAGCCAGCCAAGUACCGGCAAGUCAUCCGGCAAUGCGCACUCACCAGGGAUAUUGAGCUGCUUUCCGACGGUGAUCAGACGCUGGUUGGCGAGCGCGGGGUGACCCUCAGCGGAGGUCAGAGGGCAAGGGUCAGUCUGGCCCGGGCCGUGUACAGUGAUGCUGAUGUGUAUCUGUUGGACGAUCCCCUGAGCGCAGUGGAUCCAGCAGUCGGGAGGCACCUCUUUAGCAAGUGCAUCUUGAACUAUUUGAGCAGGAAGCCAAGAAUCCUGGUGACUCACCAGCUGCAGUUCCUUGACAAGGCAGACAAGAUACUUGUCCUUAAACAGGGCAAAGUAGCCGACUACGGAACGUACCAGCAGCUCCAGGAACAGGGCAUAGACUUCUCAGCCCUUCUGAGGAAGAAAUCAGAAGACAGGGACUACGACGAAGACGUGGAGGAAGAGAUGCUCCCCCGGCUGGAGAGACAGCUCUCUGUCAUGUCCAGGACCUCCCUCUGCUCCUCCAUACCCGAUUUUGAUAUUGAGGAGCCCCCAAAUGUCGUGCCCGAGGAGACAGCAGUCGGCACCGUAGGAGUUAGUGUUUACCUUAGGUACUUCAAGGCUGGUGCCAAUGUGUUGCUCCUUCUUUUCUGGUUGAUAAUGGUCCUUGGUGCACAGGCUGUCUUUUCAUUGAGUGAGUGGUGGCUAUCACAGUGGGCGUACGCGGAGGAACAGAACCUGGCAGCACAGAAUCUAACCAGUCAGUAUGACGACUCCUUUGUCCAGUUUGAGAAUCGGACUUUCUACAUCCAGCCCUACGCCAUCAUGUGCAGCGUCACGUUUGUGACAUGCUUCAUUCGGAGCUUCCUGUUCUUCCACAUCUUUGUCACGGCCGCCAGCUGCCUCCACAACCAGAUGUUCCGUUCCAUCAUCCGGGCGCCCAUGCAGUUCUUCGACACCAAUCCUGUCGGUCGCGUCCUGAAUCGCUUUGCCAAGGACAUCGGUUUCAUGGACGAACUCCUGCCCGCAACAUUCACCGACUUCCUUCAGAUAAUGGUGCUGACCGUUUCCACGGUCAUAGUGAUCUCCGUCUUCAAUCCCUUCUGUUUGACCUUCACGGUGCCCAUUUUCAUUGUCUUCAUCUUCACCCGCCGGUACUACCUGGCUUCCUCACGGGCCGUCAAGAGGUUGGAAAGCAACGCAAGGAGCCCCGUGUUCUCCCACCUGUCGGCCACUCUGAACGGACUCAGCACGGUCCGGGCAUUCCGAGCCCAGCGACGUUUCACCACCGAGUUUGAUGAGUACCAGGACAAGCACACCCGGGCCUGGUUCCUCUUCCUGGCCACAUCCCGCUGGUUUGGGGUGCAGCUAGACAGCUUCAGCGUGCUCUUCAUCUGUGGCGUCAGCUUCACCAGUGUCGUAGCCAUAAACUAUCUGGAGCUCAACUCAGGAAUUGUGGGGCUGUCGCUGACCUACGCCAUCAACUUGAUGGGGGCUUUCCAGUGGGGGGUCAGGCAGAGCGCCGAGGUAGAGAACCAGAUGACGUCAGUGGAGCGCGUCUGCCAGUAUGUGGACGUCAAGUCAGAGGCUCCGUUGGAGACCGACCACAAGCCACCCUCCGAUUGGCCAAAGUACGGACUCAUCACGUUAGAGGGCACCUCGUUGAGCUACACAGAAGACGGCCCAGAAGUCCUCAAGAAGAUAUACUGCUGCUUCAGAUCAAAAGAGAAGGUGGGCAUCGUGGGAAGGACGGGGGCUGGCAAGAGCUCCCUGAUGACGGUGUUGAUGCGACUGGCCGAACCAACAGGCACCAUCAUGAUAGACGGUAUCAACACGGCCCUGAUCGGGCUGCACGACCUCCGCAAGAAGGUCUCCUUCAUCCCACAGGAUCCGGUUCUGUUCAGUGGUUCGUUACGCAGGAACCUUGAUCCCUUCGACAACCACUCAGACAUGGACAUAUGGAGAGCUCUAGAAGAGGUGGAGUUAAAGCCGGCGGUUGAGGAGCUUCCUGACAAGCUGGAGGCAGUCCUCACAGAGGGAGGCACCAACUUCAGUGUGGGUCAAAGACAGCUGCUGUGCCUGGCCAGGGCCAUCCUGCGUAAGAACAAGAUCCUGAUAGUGGACGAGGCCACGGCCAACGUUGACGUCAGGACGGAUCGGUUAAUCCAGGCAACUAUCCGACAGAGAUUCAAGCACUGCACGGUCCUAACCAUAGCUCACCGCCUCAACACCAUCAUGGACUCCGACAGGGUCUUGGUGCUUGAUGCAGGGCGGCUCAUCGAGUUCGACGAGCCCUACAUCCUACUCCAGAAGGAAGGCGGCGCCUUCACCGAAAUGGUCAAGGAGAUGGGCAAGGCCGAGAUGGCCAAACUCCAGGAAGUUGCACGGGAGAAGUACCGUGAGCGGAACCCCUCCGAUCCCUACGGCCUCUUCGACCCGGAGAGGAGGUCCACUUCACCGAUAAGGCGCUACACCUCUCCUACAGGCCGACGGACUGUCAGCAUUGAGACCUCUUUGUAAAUAUGAAGAUGCCCUCACCCAUGUCAGACAGAAAGGGUUCCUUGCCAAACCCAAUAAAUCGCUACAUGGACAAAAGCCGGUAACAUCAGCUGUGGCGUUUUCUCUGCAGAUUUUGCAAUACAUGUACAACCUUCUCAGUCAGCCCUGGAAAGCCCGCAUGGGUUUAACGUCUCUUAAAAUGCCUUGUAAAGUGGUACCAGUGGAAGUGAUGCAGAAACUGACCAUCACAACUGUUCUGAGUGGGAAGUAUCAUUCUCCAUAACAGACAAGAUCUGGAGCAGCAGUGUAUAGACUGAGGAAAAAUUUGGGGGGGAGAGUGGGCACUUAGGGUGGCAGCACGUUUUCGAGAUGCACUGAAAUCAACUAAACUGUGGCGUGUGUGUCUAAGCUUGUUUAUUUUAAGAUUUAAAAGGGGGGGGGACACCAGAGAACAUGGCAAUCCCCUGGGAAAGGGGGGCUCCCCUCCCUUGUACAUGUAAUUAUGCCAGUGGGCUGGAAUACGGUUAGCCCCUUAAAGCUUUCGACAUGUACAUGCACAAGCAUUUUAGGCAAUCCUCGGACAUUGCUUUGAAAUGAAUGGGUGGAGCUGUUCAUAGCAAAAUGACUGAAAUGUUUUUCUGCCUUAUAAAAAAUAUUUGUUUGGAAACACUUCGUUUCCAAUGGACAAUAUCAAAAUGUUAUGCACGUCUGAUAAUAAUGUACAAAAAAAUAAACUUUAUAAAGACCCUGUUACUGAUGCAUGUAAGGCAUCAUGAUAGCGAUUAUUUCUUAACUUUGAGCCAGUAUUUAUUGUUUCAGCAUGGAAAGAGUUUCGUUCGGCAAGUUACACGUUGUCACACAUUUGCACACCAAUUAAGCAGCCUGUGUACUGCACUGUACAUGUACAUGUCGCAGUUGGGCCUUGGACAUUGAUAGAAUAUGGAAAGACAAUGAAAGUGGAAGUUUUUUUUUUCGUUUAUUAGUUUGGAGGAAAGAAAACAUGUACUGUACGUGUAAUUUUAUUUGAAGUUCUCUUUAUUUAACAAGUCGGGCUUGGGAAAAGCUCCAAAUAUUCAAGCUUUUGUUAAUUUAAGGCAGUUUGGCAGUGUUCUUUAAAGACACAUUUGUACACAAUGUACAUGUACCAUUUCAGUAAGCUAACAGUAUGUUUAUCUUUACUUUGAUCAAGCCUCUUUUCUAGAUUGAUAACCAGUUUCAAAGUGGUUCCAUAAUGUUGAACAUUCCCUCAUAUGCAGCUUAAUGUUGUAACAAGUCUGAUUUGUUCGAAAACAUAUAUGUUUAUAUUAUAUAUAAGUGAAAAACAGCUUAUUACUGAAAGACCUGCCUGAAGGGCAAGUAAA
Acanthaster planci (crown-of-thorns starfish) is the source of this 5920-nucleotide messenger RNA. RefSeq names its product ATP-binding cassette sub-family C member 4-like. NCBI's taxonomy places the organism in Eukaryota, Metazoa, Echinodermata, Asteroidea, Valvatida, Acanthasteridae. Gene Ontology annotation, molecular function: ABC-type transporter activity; ATP binding; ATP hydrolysis activity. Gene Ontology annotation, cellular component: plasma membrane. The record is from RefSeq and is a predicted model, not a curated record. Gene Ontology annotation, biological process: monoatomic ion transport; transmembrane transport.